AUGGGCCUCAAGAAUCACCGGAGCUCAUCGGUCUUCUAUCCGGCGGUGGUGCUGCUGUGGCUCCGCUGCGCCACUGCAGAAAUCCACUUCCAUGAGUUCGUCGUGCAAGCGACGGCGGCGAAGAGGCUGUGCGAGACCCGCAGCAUCAUCACCGUGAACGGCCAGUACCCCGGUCCGACCAUCGAGGCCCGGAACGGCGACGCCCUCGUCGUCGACGUCGUCAACCGGGCAAAAUACAACGUCACCAUCCACUGGCACGGGAUUCGCCAGUUGAGGACGGCGUGGGCGGACGGGCCGGAGUUCGUGACGCAGUGCCCGAUCCGGCCCGGCGGAAGCUACACGUACCGGUUCAGGAUCGAGGAGCAGGAGGGCACGCUGUGGUGGCACGCGCACAGCUCGUGGCUCAGGGCGACUGUGCACGGAGCCAUCGUCGUCUACCCCAAGCUUGGCUCUUCCUAUCCCUUCCUUAAUCCCGACAGGGAGCACAGAGUCAUCCUCGGGGAAUGGUGGAACGAGGAUCCGGUUCGUGUGAUCGAGCGGGCUUUGAGAACCGGGGCCGACCCCAAUGUCUCCGACGCCUUGACGAUCAACGGCCAGCCCGGCGAUCUUUAUAAAUGCUCCAGAAAAGAAACGACGGUGUUUCCGGUGAGGUCCGGCGAGACCAACCUGUUUCGGUUCGUCAACGCCGCCCUCAAUUCCGAGCUUUUCGUCGGCGUUGCUGGGCACUCGAUGACGGUGGUGGCGGCUGACGGGGUUUACGUGAAACACUUCAAUGCUACCGUCCUCAUGCUCGCCCCCGGCCAGACCACCGACGUCCUCCUCACCGCCGAUAGUCCCGCCGGAUGCUACUACAUGGCAGCACACGCCUAUGAAAGCGCGCGGGACACCACUUUUGACAACACCACCACCACCGCCAUUCUUAACUACCUAGAUCCGAAUGGAUACCCCUACGCGCCGCCGGCCAAGGUCGUCGCCAACCGUACCCGGAUGCCGGCCUUCCCUGUGCUACCGGACUUCAACGACACCUGCGCGGCCUACGCCUUCGCCUCCAGGUUCCGCAGCGCGGUCCCCGUGACGCUCCCCGGCCCCGUCGACCACCACCUCUUCUUCACCGUCGGCCUCGGGCUCUUCGACUGCCCGGUUGGGCAGGUCUGCAGGGGCCCCAACGGCACGAUCCUCACUGCCAGCAUGAACAACGUCUCCUUCCAGACCCCGACCUGCGCGUCCAUCCUGGAGGCCUACCUCGGCGGCGUGCCGGCGGUCUUCACCGCCGACUUCCCGGCGGUGCCUCCGGUGAGGUUCAACUACACGGCGGAGAGUGUGAGUCAGGAUCUGUGGCAGCCGACGGCGGCCACGAAGGUGUACCAGGUGAAGUACGGCUCUGUCCUGGAGGUGGUGAUGCAGGGGACCAGCAUCCUCACCAGCGAGGACCACCCGAUGCACAUCCACGGCUACCAUUUCUAUGUGCUUGCGACGGGGUUCGGAAACUUCGACCGGCGGCGAGACGCAGCGCGGUUCAACCUGGUGGAUCCGCCGCUGAGGAACACGGUGGGGGUUCCGGUGAACGGAUGGGCGGUGGUCCGAUUCGUAGCGGACAACCCCGGCGCUUGGCUAGUGCAUUGUCACCUGGAGGAUCACAUGUCGUGGGGGCUGGCCAUGGUCUUCCUCGUCGAGAACGGCGUCGGCGAGUCGCAGUCGCUGGAGCCGCCGCCAGCUGAUCUCCCGCUAUGCGUGUAG
Zingiber officinale is the source of this 1737-nucleotide messenger RNA. RefSeq names its product laccase-3-like. The coding region runs from base 1 to 1737 and encodes 578 amino acids. Gene Ontology annotation, molecular function: copper ion binding; hydroquinone:oxygen oxidoreductase activity. The record is from RefSeq and is a predicted model, not a curated record. Gene Ontology annotation, biological process: lignin catabolic process. NCBI's taxonomy places the organism in Eukaryota, Viridiplantae, Streptophyta, Magnoliopsida, Zingiberales, Zingiberaceae. The transcript is spliced from 5 exons. Gene Ontology annotation, cellular component: apoplast.